AAAAGAAUCCAAAUUCUCUCUUCAUUAUUCACCCCCUUUCUUCCCCAAAAAACCCCCAAUUGCAGAGAGCGAGUCACUAGACUCGCCAAAUUGAUAACUUUAUAGCAAAAUUCAAUUGCUUCGACACUACUACCUUGUCGGCUCUCUUUCAGAAAGUUCAGUUUUGCCCCAUUUUUAGCAUUCUGUAGUUGGAAUUACCCUUUAUCCAGUAGCAGCUGGGAGGCACCUUGCUGGCGAAUUGGACCGACAUGGGAAAACAGCUCUUGUAGAAGAGGAAAACUUGGGAGUUACAUUUCAGAAAGCUUGAAACAAGAAUCUGAUCAAACCAAUUUGAGUGGGUUCUUGAAAACAAGCUGGCCGAAUCAUACUGUAUAUAAAUUGUCAUGCUGAAUGCUACUUCCAACUGGUGGGGGUGGGAUGAAUUCUACAAUGGAUGACAUGAACUUAAUCCAUCAGGCUCAGAGGCAUCAUCUUGUAGUGAGAGAGAUAGGAGAAGAGAUUGAUUUGGAAAUAGGACCUGGGGAUGAUGACCCUUCAUUUAGUAAUAAUACUUUGAUUAAUGUUCCACCACAAGAAUCUGCAGCCGAAGACCAUGAUGAGAGCAAGCAGAUGAUGAUUCAUCAGGCUUCCGGUGGGAAUCAGGACUUGUUGAAGACGCAACCAGCGAAAAAGAAAAAGAAGGUCGUUAAAAGAUGGAGAGAGGAGUGGGCAGAUACGUAUAAAUGGGCAUAUGUUGAUGUGAAAGAUGGCACAGCAAGGAUAUUUUGCUCUGUUUGCAGAGAAUAUGGUAGGAAGCAUAGGAGGAAUCCAUAUGGAAAUGAAGGCAGCCGAAACAUGCAGAUGAGUGCUCUGGAGGAGCAUAAUAAUAGUUUACUUCACAAAGAAGCUCUUCGUCUCCAAAUGGCAUCCAAAGAUAAGAUUGUUGUUGAUAAACCUUUGUAUGUUAAAGCUCUUAUGUCAAAAACGGCUGGAUCGAUUAUUGAAGCUGCACUGAAAAGGGAUCCUCAUGAGCUAGAAUUCAUACAGUCUGUUCAAGAAGCGAUUCACGCUUUAGAAAGAGUCAUUUCAAAGAACUCAAGUUAUGUAAGCACCAUGGAGCGGUUAUUAGAACCUGAGCGCACAAUUGUUUUUCGAGUGCCGUGGGUUGAUGAUAGGGGUGAGACGCAUGUGAACCGAGGGUUUCGGGUUCAUUUUAAUCAGACUCUAGGUCCGUGCAGGGGUGGUCUCCGGUUCCAUCCAUCAAUGAACCUGAGUAUUGCCAAAUUUCUUAGCUUUGGACAGACUUUGAAAAAUGCCUUGUCGCCUUACCGACUUGGGGGUUCUUCAGGUGGAAGUGAUUUUGAUCCUAAAAGCAAAAGUGAUGGUGAGGUUAUGCGAUUUUGUCAGAGUUUUAUGAAUGAACUGUAUCGUUAUUUGGGUCCUGAAAAGGAUCUUCCUUCGGAGGAGAUGGGUGUUGGUACUCGAGAAAUGGGCUUUUUGCAUGGACAAUAUCGCCGACUGGCGGGUCAUUCACAGGGAAGUUUUACAGGACCUAGAGUAAAUUGGUCAGGCUCCAGUCUUCGAACUGAGGCUACUGGCUACGGAUUGGUUUUCUUUGCACAGCUUAUGCUUGCAGACAUGAACAAAGAACUAAAAGGAUUAAGGUGUGCAGUUAGCGGUUCUGGAAAGAUUGCAAUGCAUGUCCUAGAGAAGCUUAUUGCUUAUGGGGCCGUUCCCAUCACCGUAUCUGAUGCAAAGGGUUAUCUGGUGGAUGAUGAUGGAUUUGAUUUCUUGAAGAUAUCUUUCCUGAGAGACAUCAAAGCUCAGCAGAGAAGCUUAAGAGACUACUCAAAGACUUAUGCUCGCUCAAAGUACUAUGAUGAAGCUAAGCCUUGGAGUGAAAGGUUUGAUGUUGCAUUCCCCUGUGCCUCACAGAAUGAAAUUAAUCAAUCUGACGCCAUUAACUUGGUUAACUCUGGUUGCCGUAUACUUGUAGAAGGCUCCAAUAUGCCAUGUACUGCUGAAGCAGUAGACGUUUUGAGAAAAGCUAAUGUCCUAGUUGCUCCUUCUAUGGCUGCUGGUGUGGGAGGGGUUGUUGCAGGGGAACUUGAACUGAAAGAGUGCAAUUUGAACUGGUCUCCAGAGGAUUUUGAGUCUAAAUUACAGGAGGCUAUGAAACAGACUUACCAGAGAGCCCUGAAAGCAGCAACUGAUUUUGGUUAUCAAAAGGAAAGUCCAGAGGCAUUGGUCCAUGGAGCAGUGAUCUCUGCUUUCCUAACGAUCGCCAGUGGUAUGGUGGACCAAGGAUGUGUAUAAAAGCUUCAUAUCAUAUCCAAAAUACAUUUUCAUUUGGCAUCAAUAACAAAGAAAGAGCGUCGUUGGUUCCAUCCGCAUUGUCGGGCUACUUUUAUGAUCUUGCACAGUGCUUGGCAGUGUAGAUGGUGAGAGGAAUGUAUGUUUAUCAUUGUAAUGUACAUGUAUUAUGUAGGUAAGCUAUGUCAAAAACAUCGAUAGGAUACCCUUUAUUAUCUAGUUAAGCUAGGUUAUUAUGUUAGCUGGUAAAAUACAAAAGUAACUGUGAAAGCAAAACAAUUGUAUUAUUGAGUUGAUGGGCUUAGUUUUCAGCAAUGAAAUCCUUAUAACUUUGAUAGA
Messenger RNA from Solanum tuberosum (potato), 2631 nucleotides. Its product is annotated as NADP-specific glutamate dehydrogenase. Gene Ontology annotation, molecular function: L-glutamate dehydrogenase (NADP+) activity. The transcript is spliced from 16 exons. NCBI's taxonomy places the organism in Eukaryota, Viridiplantae, Streptophyta, Magnoliopsida, Solanales, Solanaceae. Gene Ontology annotation, cellular component: cytosol. Bases 391 to 2295 code for a protein of 634 amino acids. The record is from RefSeq and is a predicted model, not a curated record.